Messenger RNA from Prunus persica (peach), 2418 nucleotides. RefSeq lists its product as uncharacterized. NCBI's taxonomy places the organism in Eukaryota, Viridiplantae, Streptophyta, Magnoliopsida, Rosales, Rosaceae. The transcript is spliced from 2 exons. The record is from RefSeq and is a predicted model, not a curated record. The coding region runs from base 1375 to 2037 and encodes 220 amino acids.
UGUUUUUUUUUAUUUAUAGUAAUUUUCACUUUACUAUCCUAAAGUUUAUCGAGUUUCAACCUUUACUAUAUUAACUUUUUUUCGUCUUUCAUACCUACCGUCACUCUUGUUUUUUAUAAGUAUGUUAACCAUUAAUGUGGCAAUAAAUAUGCCACGUAGACCCACUCAUAUGGUGUCACAUGGUCUGAUAAUAUUAUUCAUUGAAUAAAUAAGAAAAUAUUAUUAUUUCAAUAAAUAAAUUAAUUAAAACUUAAAAUUAAAAUAAAAUAAAAAUCCAUCUCCAAUAGCCUUCAUCUUCUUCCCCAAACCCUAGCACCCCACCAUCUCCUCAUCACCACCCACCCCCACCUUAUCCUAUCAUGACCGCAAACCACCUCCACCCCACCCUUUCAUCGUCGUUGCUCACCCCCACCCUCACCCUCUCCUUACUCUCUUUGCCCCCACCGGCGCCCCCCCCGGGCGCGCGCCCUUGUAACGGACUCUGAAAAGGGAGGGGCAACAUUUAAAAUGCUAAAAGUAUGUGAGGGAAAGGAAAUUCAAGUGCAAGGAGUCCAUGAACCCAUCUACAUUAGUUAAUAGGAAAGAGAGAAACUUUGAAUAAAUAAGAAUGAAAUCUGUUGAAAUAUGCAAAUCAUAUCACAGAUUAUGUGGAGACAAUUGUGAUUUAGUUACCUUGUAUAGGUCUUGAUUAUAGGAUCUUGAUUCCUUGUAAUUACAAUACCUGCCUUGUAUAGCCUAGCCCAGCACUAUAUUAUUGUAUAAUGUAUUCAUCUUUAAUAUAUGAAAAACAGAAGUCUUCUCCUUCAUUAAACGUUGCCUAGCCUCUGUUUCUUUUCAUGGUAUCAGAGCACCAUUCCUGGUGACUCACACACCUUUAACACCUUUCGCAAACACUGAGACAUGGCUGGCGACGAUGAAACACCAAAACCUUCAGGCUUCAAGCCUAACACACAAGAUACAGAGACCAUUGAUGCCUCUGAUCCCUUUUACAUACACCAUGCUGAUCAAACAGGUCUGACCCUUGUCACGCAACUUCUAGAUGGUGACAAUUAUGCAACUUGGAGUCGGGCGAUGUUGAUCAACUUGGAAGCAAAAAACAAACUCGGUUUCGUUGACGGCACAAUCAAGGCACCGCCAACAACUAGCGCCAAAUACCUAUUUUGGAGGAGAUGCAAUAAGUUGAUUAAAUCUUGGAUUCUCAAUUCCAUUAGCCCUUCAUUGGCUAACACUGUAAUUUAUGCCGACACCACCGUUGAGGUUUGGUCAGAUCUCAAAGAGCGAUUUUCUCAAGGGAAUGUGUCUCGUAUUUUUCAGAUCAAGCGAGAAAUUGCUGAGAUGCGACAGCACCAGCAGUCUAUUUAAACAUAUUACAACAUGCUUAAAGGUCUUUGGGAUGAGUUGGGAUCAUAUCUUCUCAUGCUAUCAUGCCAAUGUGAUCCAGCAUGCAAGUGUGGAGUCAUGAAGGAGCUUGCUGACAGAGAGCAACAAGAACAGGCACUCCAAUUUCUUAUGGGCCUAAAUGAUACUUAUUCAGCUGUUCGUACGCAGAUGCUCAUAAUGUCUCCCUUACCUACGGUGCGCAAGGCAUAUGCCAUGCUCCUGCAAGAAGAAAGACAGCGACAAAUAACUGAGAAUAGCACAAUCAGUUCUGUUCAUGCCAUGAACACAUCAAAGAGUACCAACAAACAGCCUCGCAAAGUGCACGACGAUGACAACAAGAAUUUACAUUGCACACACUGUAAUGGAGACACACAUACGGUUGAUCGCUGCUACUACCUUAAUGGUUUCCCAACAUGGCCCAAACUACAUAGAAAGGCAGUCAAGCCACCUAACAAGAACAAGUGUGUGGGCGCCAACAACACCACCCAGGAACCACAAAAGGGAACCGUUACUCAGACUUUGGAUGAUCUGAAAUUCACCCCUCAAGAAGUGAAUCAGAUCAAGUCCUUUUUACGAGGUGAUGGUAGAAUUCAAGCCUUUGCAAAUGCUACAGGAUUUAACAACGAAGAAGAUGAUUGGGUUGGGGAAAGAGCAUGAUGGUUUGUACUAUUUAGUACCGGUCACCGAAGAUUUUCUUCGUGAGCGUGGUUCCAGAAUGGCAGCUGCUGCGUUGUCCUCCACUCCUGAUCUUCGGCAUAAACGCUUGGGUCACUUGUCUACUGGCCCAAUGCGUGUUUUAUCUCAAACAGUCCCUUCCAUUUCAUUUCAUUUUCAUUCUCAAUGUGAUGUGUGUCCUCUUGCCAAACAGACCAGAUUACCAUUUUCUCUAAGUUCAAUUUCAACCAAUAAACCUUUUGAGUUAAUUCAUUGCGAUAUAUGGGGUCCUCAUCGAUUACCCACUAGCUCAGGUGCUCGAUAUUUUUUGACUAUCGUAGAUGACUACUCACGUUUCACAUUGUUGUUCCUCAUAAAUCUUAA